This is a messenger RNA of Pisolithus orientalis, 258 nucleotides long. RefSeq lists its product as uncharacterized. The record is from RefSeq and is a predicted model, not a curated record. Lineage: Eukaryota; Fungi; Basidiomycota; Agaricomycetes; Boletales; Pisolithaceae. The coding region runs from base 1 to 258 and encodes 85 amino acids. The transcript has 5 exons.
AUGGCCUUCCCGUGGAUUAGGAUGGCGAUUUUGAGUGGUGGGCUGAUGGGCAUGGGAUAUGCCCUGAUGAAAGCUACAGCACCAACCCCAGAACAGACGUACGCCGCAAUGGCACCUGACUUGAGGAAAAAAGUAGACGCGAACCGCACGGCACGUCUGGCCCAGGAACAGGAGUUGAAACGUCUGAUAGAAGCCCAGGCAUGUUCACCUGAACCAACCGAACCCAUCUGGGCAGACGCCCGAAAUCCGCGACAAUGA